AUGCCAAGUACGGAUACCAAACCUGAUCCAGAGGCACCAAACGAUGGCCCAGAGUCUACCCCAAAGUCUCCGAUACAAAUCAAAACUGAGGAUGGCGUAAACGAAAACAAUGAAGACCUCUUUACAGUUGACAAUAUCUUACCUGGAUGCAAGGUAUAUGCAUCAAAAGAUGGAGAAGAACGAUUGGCAGAGAUUUUACAAGAACACGUCAAAAAGGGAAGAAAGGUGUUUUAUGUGCAUUACCAGGAUUUCAACAAGCGUUUAGAUGAGUGGAUCGAGAUUGAUCGAAUAAAUUUCAAAAAGCCCUUGAUCCUUCCUGAGGUCAAGGUUGAUGAAAAGAAGGAGGGUAAGCAAAAGAAGAAAUCAAAGCUGAAGGCUUCGAAGUCCCAAGGUGGCACCAGUGCUUCUACACCACGAGAAGAAACUCCACAAAUGAAUGAUGAUGAAAUGGACUUAGAAAAUCUUAACGUGCAAGGGUUGAAAAGACCCGGGGAAGAGGUUAGUCGAGAGGAGGAGAUAAAGAAACUUCGUUCAGGUGGUUCAAUGACGCAAAACCAUUCUGAAGUGGCGAGAGUCAGAAAUUUAUCAACAGUUAUUCUCGGUGAACAUAUAAUUGAACCAUGGUAUUUCUCGCCAUAUCCCGUAGAAUUAACUGAAGAAGAUGCGAUUUAUGUAUGCGACUUUACUUUAUCCUACUUUGGCUCCAAGAAGCAAUUUGAACGAUUUAGGUCGAAAUGCUCAAUGAAGCAUCCACCGGGUAAUGAAAUAUAUCGUGAUUCGAAAGUUAGUUUUUGGGAGAUUGAUGGUCGAAAGCAAAGGACAUGGUGUCGAAACCUUUGUCUUCUUUGUAAACUUUUCUUGGACCACAAAACGUUGUAUUAUGAUGUGGACCCUUUUUUGUUUUAUGUAAUGACAAUCAAGUCUGAACAAGGGCAUCAUGUUGUGGGGUUUUUCUCCAAGGAAAAAGAAAGUGCUGAUGGAUAUAAUGUUGCUUGUAUUUUGACUCUCCCAUGUUAUCAGAAACGAGGAUUUGGUAAGUUGUUGAUACAAUUUUCGUACAUGUUGUCUGCCGUGGAAAAGAAGGUGGGGUCACCAGAGAAACCAUUAUCAGAUUUGGGUCUCUUGUCGUACAGGGCAUAUUGGACCGAUACAUUGGUCAAACUAUUAGUCGAGAGGAAUAACCCCACAUUAUACCGAAGGAAUAACUCGCAACCACCUGAUGAAGAGGAUUAUGAUGGCUCGCCACCACCGUCUCGAAAUGGCAGCUCCACUAAUGAGAUCACCAUUGAGGAUAUAUCAGCCAUCACAUGUAUGACCACAACAGAUAUACUACAUACAUUGACGACAUUGAAAAUGCUACGAUAUUACAAAGGUCAGCAUAUCAUUGUCCUAACUGAUCAAAUCAUGGCCAUGUAUGAUAAACAAGUCAAGAAGGUAAAGGAGAAGAAGAAGCAUGAGUUGAAUCCUAGACUACUAAAUUGGACACCGCCGCUGUUUACUGCAAGUCAAUUACGUUUUGGAUGGUAA
Messenger RNA from Lodderomyces margitis, 1527 nucleotides. RefSeq names its product NuA4 histone acetyltransferase complex catalytic subunit (gene ESA1). The record is from RefSeq and is a predicted model, not a curated record. Gene Ontology annotation, molecular function: histone acetyltransferase activity. The transcript has a single exon. Lineage: Eukaryota; Fungi; Ascomycota; Pichiomycetes; Serinales; Debaryomycetaceae. Bases 1 to 1527 code for a protein of 508 amino acids. Gene Ontology annotation, biological process: regulation of DNA-templated transcription.